Molecule: messenger RNA, 783 nt
Organism: Lichtheimia ornata
Lineage: Eukaryota; Fungi; Mucoromycota; Mucoromycetes; Mucorales; Lichtheimiaceae
Product: ribosome biogenesis GTP-binding protein YsxC
Exons: 5
Coding region: 1-783 (260 amino acids)
Cellular component (GO): mitochondrion
Molecular function (GO): GTP binding
Source: RefSeq, a predicted model, not a curated record
AUGCAUCCAUCACAACGUUUAUUCUUUCAGUCAGCGGUCAAGCUCUUUGGUGAGCACAAUUCUCAUCUUGCAGCAACCAAACGCACGAGCGCCUAUCGACUAGUCUCUUUCCCUGAACAACCACCACUUUCAUUAUCCCAAAAGAAUGCAGCCAACAAGCUAUUCAGUAAACCAACGCGUUUCUUGCUCAGUAUUCCAGAUCCAAAAGCAUUGCCUGCAUACCGUAAUCCUGAGGUUGCCUUUGUAGGACGCAGCAAUGUUGGGAAAUCAAGUCUCAUAAACCGGCUGGUGAAUAACAGCAAGCUAGUCAAGACGUCGAGCAAGCCUGGCCAUACACGUGCGCUCAACUUUUUCGAUAUUGCGGGACAAAUCACUUUGGUGGAUAUGCCUGGUUACGGUUUUCGAUCAAGGGAGGAAUGGGGUGAAUUGAUUCUCGAGUAUCUUGGCACUCGCAAACAGUUGAAGAGGCUAUUUAUCCUAGUGGAUGCUUCGGCAGGUCUCAAAGAAACGGAUCGGCAGCUUAUGCAAAUGUUGGAUGAUCAACCAUUAUCAUACCAAGUUGUUUUGACCAAGCGUGAUCGAUUAACAGCGGAUGCAUUUGAUAAAGCCCGGGAUGAGAUUGAGCAAUACCUUGUCAAGAAUGCCGUAUGCUGUUACCCACAAUUGUUGGCCACUGGAAAGAGGCGAAAGGCUAAGAAUCAUGUGGAUCAAGCCGAAGAAGACAUUACAAGUGUGCGGUGGGCGGUCAUGGCAGCUGCUAGUAUCAAGCCAAACGCCAAAUGA